AUGCCUAGCGCGAAGAAGCCCCAAUGCUGUGACCCAUGCCGUGUACUUCACCAUAAAUGUGACGGAAUCUUGCCACAAUGCAGCCGAUGUGUUCGCACUGGUCGCGAAUGCACGCGAGGUAAAAAAGAAACCAAGUUCCGACAGGCAAAGGGUCGGACGACGCGCACCAAGUUUCCUAGCAACCAGGUUUGGCUUCGGCCACCACCUAGAGUUGACUUUGUACUCGAAAGCGGAAGUGAUCAAGUGGACAACUUGGCUGAGGCGACAACUAAUGUCCUCUCGCCUGCUGGGAGUUUGCAUAGUCCUGCCGACUCCAUUCCUAUACCAGAAAGGCUGUCUCCCGGGUCCUCACAUACCGCCCCUUUGCCGCAAUAUGCGUUCUCAAACUACCAAGUACAGACGAGAAGUAAUGUUGUUUCGCCAGCAGCUCAGGUGGUGGGUACACCUGAACGAUCGAGCCAGCGGCCAUGGCCACUAAGAGAUCCCGAGGAGGCGCGUUUGUUGCAGCAUUUUGUGGACAAUGUUGCACGUUUCUUCGAUUGCACGGAUCGCUUGCAACAUUUUGCCAUUCAUAUCCCUUACAGAGCACGCCAUUGCGAGACAUUAUUCAAUGCAAUAUUGGCCAUGUCGGCUCGUCAUUUGAAUCGCACAAAGGCCUUUGACCCUUUUGUGUCAGACCGCUAUUACCAAGCAUGUUUGGAGAAGUUGAUCCCCGCGUUGGAUGACCACGGUGUUACAAUGGAUGAUGAUCUGCUAGCUGCUACUGUCAUUCUACGCUUGCUGGAAGAAUUUGAUGUCCCACUUGCCGGGUCCGAUAUUCGAGGCCACUCCUUCGGGACAAAGGCUUUCAUACGGUCUCCAUCAUUGAUGACCACCACCCCGAGUCUACGGCAGGCUGUCUACUGGAGUGGCCUACGCCAGGAGAUUUACAAUGCCCUUAGCCUCCACCAAGCUCCAGACAUUGAGCUGAGGUCCUUGGACUGGAAUUCCCACUCCAACUCGUUGGGCCCUGAUGCAGGUGAUUGCGCGUGGGCGAAUCAUGCCAUCACCCAUUGUGCACACGUUUUGGUGUUUUGUUUCGGGGAGGGAAACCGCUCACCGGCCGUGCAUGCAGAUCUUAAAGCACAUAAUCAGCAAUGGAGUGAGACUCGGCCGGACUCUUUCGAUCCAUAUUUUGCGAGUGGAGACGGGGAGGUGGGAAAUGAAUUCCCAGACAUUCGUUACGGGUGUCCCUGGCAUGCAAUCGGCAAUCAAUAUAUCGAUCUUGCCCAGAUUCUACUUUCUGUGCAUGACCCAACUUUGCCUACAGCUGGACCUCUGCGCAGUCAUCUGAUCCAGGAGGCUGAUGGGGUUUGGAAAGUAUGUGGCGCUUCAUUAUCCAACGCCUCUGUGCCCCCAGCCAUGGUUGUCGGGUGCAUGGCCAUCCAUCUCUGCGGCGAUCGCUUCACGGACCCACAUGAACAGGACCAUUUGAUCCAGGUUCUUAUCCAAACCGAUAAACUCCACGGCUGGCCAACUCAUGCACUCCAGCGCCAGCUUCGGGAGACAUGGGGCAUGCGUUGA
Messenger RNA from Penicillium crustosum, 1563 nucleotides. RefSeq names its product Zn(II)2Cys6 transcription factor domain-containing protein. Gene Ontology annotation, cellular component: nucleus. Gene Ontology annotation, molecular function: transcription cis-regulatory region binding; zinc ion binding; DNA-binding transcription factor activity, RNA polymerase II-specific. Lineage: Eukaryota; Fungi; Ascomycota; Eurotiomycetes; Eurotiales; Aspergillaceae. The transcript has 9 exons. The coding region runs from base 1 to 1563 and encodes 520 amino acids. Gene Ontology annotation, biological process: positive regulation of transcription by RNA polymerase II. The record is from RefSeq and is a predicted model, not a curated record.